Messenger RNA from Microdochium trichocladiopsis, 909 nucleotides. Its product is annotated as MoaB/Mog domain-containing protein. Bases 1 to 909 code for a protein of 302 amino acids. The record is from RefSeq and is a predicted model, not a curated record. The transcript has 6 exons. NCBI's taxonomy places the organism in Eukaryota, Fungi, Ascomycota, Sordariomycetes, Xylariales, Microdochiaceae.
AUGGCUUCUUCAUCCUCCAACUCUGGCGGUGCCAGCACGGCAGCGGCAAACCAAGCGCGGACCAUUUCCACCGCCGCGUGUCUGAUUAUUGGCGAUGAGGUACUUGGGGGCAAGACAGUCGAUACCAACUCGGCUUACAUGGCGAAGUGGUGCUUCUCAUUGGGGAUUAACCUGAAAAGAGUCGAGGUCAUUGAGGAUGACGAGGACGAGAUCAUGGAAGCCGUCAAGCGGAUGAGCCAGCGCUACGACUUUGUUGUCACGAGCGGCGGUAUCGGGCCCACACACGACGAUAUAACUUAUCAAUCUAUCGCCAAGGCCUUUGGUCUCCCUCUCAAGCUGCACCAGGAAGCCUAUGAACGCAUGAAGAAGCUGAGCAAACACUCCAAAACGGACCCGAACUUCAGCUGGGACGUCGAAUCGCCCACAAAGACAGCACGGCUGCGUAUGGUCGAGCUCCCUAGCGAUGAGUCGCUGGAUUUGGCCCCCCAGGCUCUCUUCCCCUCUGAUAACCUCUGGGUUCCGGUGGCGGUGGUCAAUGGAAACAUCCACAUCCUUCCGGGAGUACCCAGGCUGUUCGAGGCACUGCUCGACGGUCUCAAGCCAUUCCUCAUCGAACGCCUUGUCGAUCCUGAAGGCAAGGGUAUCAACAGAAUUCUCAUCUCCACACCUCUCGGCGAGAGUGCUGUCGCAAGCUACCUAACAGACCUAGCCAGCCGGGUCGCGCCUAAGGGUGUCAAGGUCGGCAGCUAUCCUCGCUGGGGCUCGCAGAACAACACGAUCACCCUGGUGGGCAGAGACUUGAAUUACCUCGAGUCUCUCGUGGAUGAGGUCACUGAAAAUGUCAAGGGCAAGCGCAUUGCGGUUGAAGGGGAGGAUGACGAGCCUGCCGCUUUGGACAAAGCAUCGUGA